AAUCAACGGUCCGGGUGACUCACGAAGCAGCCAAAUCAGGGGCAUUUCAACAAAACCCCAUUCGAGAUCAUCCAUAAUCAUCAUCUAGCUCAGUACUCUUCUGCUUCGUACUCGAAUUGAACAAGAAGAACACAGAGAACAUAGAGAGAUGGCCGGAGAUCAUGGACACCACGCGGAUGGGGCCCACGGAGGAGACUUCAGAACCAAAGUGUGGACCAUGACCGGCGGACCUAACUGCAGGCCCAAGCACUGGAGGCGCAACACCGCCUUCGCCCUGGCCGGCAUCUUCCUCGUCUGCAUCCCCAUCGCCAUAAAAUCUGCUGAGCUCGAGCAACGACCACAUAAUCCUGUUCGACCAAUUCCCUCGCAGCUCUGGUGCAAGAAUUUUGGGAAUAAGGAAUACUGAUUUGUUAUUGUUAGUGAAACAUCUAUAAAAGUUUGUCAUUAGGCAAGUUGUGUCUUGCUUUUUGUAGUCUAUUGUGGGGCAAGUGUUUGUGCUUGAACUUUGCUUUCUGGAAUGGUGUUAUCGUUGUGAGCAUCAUUUCUAAAUGAAUAAGAUAAUGACUCUUGGGCUUGUUUCAA
This is a messenger RNA of Cornus florida, 582 nucleotides long. RefSeq lists its product as uncharacterized. Bases 149 to 406 code for a protein of 85 amino acids. The record is from RefSeq and is a predicted model, not a curated record. NCBI's taxonomy places the organism in Eukaryota, Viridiplantae, Streptophyta, Magnoliopsida, Cornales, Cornaceae. The transcript is spliced from 2 exons.